AUGGGGUCAUUUUGUCUCGCCAUUUUGGUGGCUAUCUGUGUUUUCUCUGCACAUGCUACAUUUUACAAGCCAGCCGAGCUUCCUGUUAACGUUGGUGGUGGUCCGAAAUUCACAAACUAUAAUCCGAUUAACAGAAACGUCGAUGUUCUUGGAAUCCAGUCUCAGAAACGAAUAGACAAUCGAGUUACUGUAAAUGUUGCGACUGGUCAUACACAUGGACAAGGCGCCAUCGAAGAAAGACGCGGUGGACGCGGUAGAACCGGGGGACCCGGUGGACCUGGAGGACCUGGUGGACCAGGUGGGCCAGGUGGACCAGGUGGAUCAGGUGGUAGUGGUAAAUAUGAAUUUGGAUUUGAAAGACGCGGUGGACCCGGUGGACCUGGGGGACCUGGUGGACCAGGUGGACCAGGUGGUAGUGGUAAAUUUGAAUUUGGAUAUGAAAGGCGUGGUGGACCUGGUGGGCGAGGAGGGGCAGGCGGUAGAGGUAGAAUUGGAAUUGGUGGACGUGGUGGACGUGGUGGACGUGGUGGACAAGGGGGACAAGGUGGGCAAGGAGGACAAGGGUGGCGGAGGGGACAAGGUGGUCGUAGUAAUGUUUUCCAAGGUAGACGAGGUGGGCCUGGGGGACCAGGUGGACCUGGUGGGCGAGGGGGACCAGGGGCACCAGGCGGU
Messenger RNA from Patella vulgata (common limpet), 672 nucleotides. RefSeq lists its product as uncharacterized. NCBI's taxonomy places the organism in Eukaryota, Metazoa, Mollusca, Gastropoda, Patellidae. The annotation marks the transcript as partial. The record is from RefSeq and is a predicted model, not a curated record. The transcript has 8 exons.